CAUACUCAGACCUCUUCACUCCUCUCAUCACAAUACAAAAAAAUUUAACUCAUCUUUCUUCUUUUUCUCUUUCUUUUCUAUCUUCACAGACUCACAGAUUUAGAAAGAGAGAUCUAGAAAGAUAAACGAGAAAAAAGAAAUGGAUCAAAAGACAAUAUUCACUUUUGUUAUAAUCUGCAUUGCAGUAGCAGGAGUUGGUGGUCAAUCACCAGCAGCAGCACCAACUGCAACACCAACAACACCAGUUGUAGCAACACCACCAGCAGCACCAGUAACUCCAGUAGCACCAGUUGCAUCACCACCAACAGUAUCAGUAUCAACACCACCAGCUGCAUCUCCUAAACCAGCAACACCAGCACCAGUUGCUGCUACACCACCAGUUGUUGCUGCUACUCCACCAGUUGUUGCUGCUACUCCACCAGUUGCUGCCGCUACACCACCACCAGCAGUUGCACCAGUUGUUGCUGCUACUCCACCACCAGCAGUUGCACCAGUUGUUUCAGCACCACCACCUGCAUUGUUAUCUCCACCUCUCCCUGCACCAGUUUCAUCCCCACCUACACCAGCUCCAGUUGCUGCUGAUGUUCCAGCACCAGCACCAUCCAAAUUGAAGAAAGGAAAAGCUCCAUCUCCAUCACCAGCUGCUAGUCCUCCAGCACCACCAACUGCUGAUUCACCUGGACCUUCAGAUGCAUUCGCCCCUGGUCCAUCUGACUCCUCAGAUGAUACAAGUGGAGUAGAGAAAUUGGGAAAGAAGAUCGUCGGAAGUUUGGUUGUUGGAUUUGGUAUCUUCAGUAUGCUACUGUGAAUCUGAUUAAUUUUAAACUUUUUUUGUUACAAUUUUUUUUCUUCUUGUCUAUGCUAUUUUAUUUGUUGUAUUAAUUUGACUUAUUAGGGCUUAAUUAUAUAUUAUUAAGCCGAUUAAGUUGAGAUCUUGAUGUAUUAUCACUACUACUGUCUUUAUGGUUCUUCACACAUUAUUCAUCGUUCUGGAUUCUUUUGUUAUGUAUUUUGGAGAUAGAGGAUUUGUUAUUAAUAUUUUAGAACCAUUUGAUCCA
Molecule: messenger RNA, 1058 nt
Organism: Papaver somniferum (opium poppy)
Lineage: Eukaryota; Viridiplantae; Streptophyta; Magnoliopsida; Ranunculales; Papaveraceae
Product: classical arabinogalactan protein 9-like
Exons: 2
Coding region: 140-808 (222 amino acids)
Cellular component (GO): plasma membrane
Source: RefSeq, a predicted model, not a curated record